This is a messenger RNA of Sphaerodactylus townsendi, 1161 nucleotides long. RefSeq names its product basic proline-rich protein-like. The transcript has a single exon. The record is from RefSeq and is a predicted model, not a curated record. The annotation marks the transcript as partial. NCBI's taxonomy places the organism in Eukaryota, Metazoa, Chordata, Lepidosauria, Squamata, Sphaerodactylidae.
CCCCCACCCCCCCCCCCCCCCACCCCCCCCCCCCCCCACCCCCCCCCCCCCCCACCCCCCCCCCCCCCCACCCCCCCCCCCCCCCACCCCCCCCCCCCCCCACCCCCCCCCCCCCCCACCCCCCCCCCCCCCCACCCCCCCCCCCCCCCACCCCCCCCCCCCCCCACCCCCCCCCCCCCCCACCCCCCCCCCCCCCCACCCCCCCCCCCCCCCACCCCCCCCCCCCCCCACCCCCCCCCCCCCCCACCCCCCCCCCCCCCCACCCCCCCCCCCCCCCACCCCCCCCCCCCCCCACCCCCCCCCCCCCCCACCCCCCCCCCCCCCCACCCCCCCCCCCCCCCACCCCCCCCCCCCCCCACCCCCCCCCCCCCCCACCCCCCCCCCCCCCCACCCCCCCCCCCCCCCACCCCCCCCCCCCCCCACCCCCCCCCCCCCCCACCCCCCCCCCCCCCCACCCCCCCCCCCCCCCACCCCCCCCCCCCCCCACCCCCCCCCCCCCCCACCCCCCCCCCCCCCCACCCCCCCCCCCCCCCACCCCCCCCCCCCCCCACCCCCCCCCCCCCCCACCCCCCCCCCCCCCCACCCCCCCCCCCCCCCACCCCCCCCCCCCCCCACCCCCCCCCCCCCCCACCCCCCCCCCCCCCCACCCCCCCCCCCCCCCACCCCCCCCCCCCCCCACCCCCCCCCCCCCCCACCCCCCCCCCCCCCCACCCCCCCCCCCCCCCACCCCCCCCCCCCCCCACCCCCCCCCCCCCCCACCCCCCCCCCCCCCCACCCCCCCCCCCCCCCACCCCCCCCCCCCCCCACCCCCCCCCCCCCCCACCCCCCCCCCCCCCCACCCCCCCCCCCCCCCACCCCCCCCCCCCCCCACCCCCCCCCCCCCCCACCCCCCCCCCCCCCCACCCCCCCCCCCCCCCACCCCCCCCCCCCCCCACCCCCCCCCCCCCCCACCCCCCCCCCCCCCCACCCCCCCCCCCCCCCACCCCCCCCCCCCCCCACCCCCCCCCCCCCCCACCCCCCCCCCCCCCCACCCCCCCCCCCCCCCACCCCCCCCCCCCCCCACCCCCCCCCCCCCCCACCCCCCCCCCCCCCCACCCCCCCCCCCCCCCACCCCCCCCCCCCCCCACCCCCCCCCCCCCCCACCCCCCCCCCCCCCCACCC